Messenger RNA from Clonostachys rhizophaga, 633 nucleotides. The record is from the annotation of a GenBank genome assembly. NCBI's taxonomy places the organism in Eukaryota, Fungi, Ascomycota, Sordariomycetes, Hypocreales, Bionectriaceae.
AUGCUCAAGUUCCAUGGACGAAAGUCUUACAAUAUUGUGGCUAGAUCAUUCAACAAUCAGCACUCUAUCCAAUCUUUCGUGCUACACCUGAAGCCGGCCUUUGCUCCACGGCACCUCUGCACUCCAGACACAUUGUUCCGAAACAUGUCGGCUCAAACCGUCACAGCUGGUCGCAUCCUGAUCUCACUUGCCGCCCUGACGGAGAUCAUCGGGCCCUAUGCCGCCGAUUGGAAUGAGAGCCAUGUCUUCAAUCCUCGCUGGCCUCCCCAUGCGCACUUCCACAAUGGCCAAACCCUGUCCAUGGGACUCUUCACCGGCCUUCUCACCCUGUUCUACCUCUGGAAGAGCUCGCCCCAGCCUCCAGGAAAACUUGGCAUUUCGAAGCUCGACGUCGACAACUACCUCAAGGACAUUCACUUUGCCUCUGUCAUGUGCAGCAUUUAUUACACCACGGGCAUGACUGGGGAGAUGUAUCCCAAUGCCUGGGCCAUCGACCCUGAGUUUGGUGGCAAGGAGGCUGGAAGACCCCAGGUUUACUGCUUCUACGCCCUUUUCGCCAUUAUCUGGGGAGCAUACAGAUUGGAGCAGAAGAGGGUCUUUGGACUGCUUGAGCUAAAGGGAAAGGCCAUCUAA